AUCUAGAACGGCCUGAUACGUGUCACGGGAUAGCACUCAAGCGGUUGACCAAUCUCAGCCGCAAACCCGGGUCCAGGGCUCAAAUCCAACUUCUCCCCAUCCUUGCUUCUCCAGUCAAAGCACUGGACUAGAGCACCCACGGCGGCAUGCAUCAUCACCAUAGCCAGAGACGCGCCAGGGCACCCUCUCCUCCCGCUGCCAAACGGCAGGUGGCCAUCCACUGUGCAGUCCUCGGCGCACUCUCUGAUGAUCAAGGGCGCCGAAGGGUGGAGGCGUAGGGUUUCUCGAAUCACGGCUCGGAGAUAAGGGAGGUUGG
Messenger RNA from Linum tenue, 316 nucleotides. The record is from the annotation of a GenBank genome assembly. NCBI's taxonomy places the organism in Eukaryota, Viridiplantae, Streptophyta, Magnoliopsida, Malpighiales, Linaceae.